Messenger RNA from Solenopsis invicta (red fire ant), 1811 nucleotides. Its product is annotated as vesicle-associated membrane protein 7. The coding region runs from base 974 to 1561 and encodes 195 amino acids. The record is from RefSeq and is a predicted model, not a curated record. Lineage: Eukaryota; Metazoa; Arthropoda; Insecta; Hymenoptera; Formicidae. The transcript has 5 exons. Gene Ontology annotation, biological process: vesicle-mediated transport. Gene Ontology annotation, cellular component: membrane.
UCCGGAAUUUGUUGAGUAAACGUUACGCGCUCGCGUUUCAACGAUCACUGUCCCGUACGACACGUGGAUAAAUUAAUACGCAAAUUGAGAUUGCGUAUGUGUGUAUGCGGAGUGUGAUAUUUGGGAACACGAUCGUCAUUUCGCCGAGUGCUGACGCGAUAGAAACCUCUCGAACAAUGUGAUCUAAUGCGCGCUUUAGUGCGUCUAUGAGAAACGAAUAUGUACGUAUCUCAGUGAAAUAAUCGCGAAACUUUACCCACAUUCGUGCACGAGCCGUCCGAGCUACUCGACGUGUCCAACGCGAUGCCACGGUCGGGCGGGCUGACAGUAGUCUGAACUUAGUCGAGCACGCCAACUUCGGAGCGUGGCUAAUUUCAUAGUUCAAUCGCCGUGCGACGUGGACGUCCGCGCCUCGCUCCGCUCGAACGCGGUGUGCGGAAGGUCGAAGGAAGUAACGCGACGACACACGGCGAAUGUCUCGUGCCGCUGUCUAGUCGCCCGACCGGCCUAAUCGUUCGACCGACCUCCAAACGACAACAGGGUUAUGCCGCGCGUAAACAACACCGGUACGUCGCGUCGCCGCGCGCCAUAACAGUCGUCUCGUCGCCGCGUGUGCCGUAAGUAAAAAUAUUCCGUUCUCCUCUCGCGCUUUUCGAACAUGCGUAAUUGUUAACAAACGACGCAUGAUGCGUGGCUUGCCAAAUCUCGAGUCGUUCGGUGCGAACGUUACUCCUCCGUUCACCGAUCGCGGUAAUCACAUUCGUGUCAAGAGAGAAAAGUUCAAGCGCGCGAUGCGAGAUACGUGCUUUUCCACUCCGUCGUUGAAGAGAUAAUUAUUGUAUGGUAUGCUGCCGCGUGCGUGUAAGUGCGUGUGUGUGUGUGCAAAUGCGUAUCGUCAGGACGACAGCAUCUUCAACAACGGGAAUCAAAAGCAACAACGCAUAAUCAUUCGGAAAGGGAAUGCAAUAGCUGCAUGAACAACAGCAACAGCAACAACAACAGAUAUAGAGUACACACGUGCAUUGGGCCCCAACUUUACUAUGCCUGUUUGACAUCAAAUGUGGACUGUCCUGCAUCAGAGAUAUGGGUAGAAUCGUGCGCACAAAUCUUUCUGAAGAGGCUAUGCAGUGUUUAUAAGGAAUUACCAUUGGCGGAUCUAUCGAACCUGACCAAUAUCCCAAAAGAUGAACUCUCGAAACCAUUAAAAAGACUGAUUGAAGAAUAUAAUCAGGGUAUCACUUGUAAGAAUCUGACCUUAGAACUAGAGGAAGAAUUGGAUGAAGUACGUCACAUACUGAUGACUGGGGUCCUAAAGUUGAUUGAUAGGGGCGAAAAGUUAGAUGAUCUCGUCCGAAAGACCCAGAACUUAGAAAUUUCGUCGCGAGACUUCCACGUAGUGACAAGGACUCAGCAAAAGAAAAACAGUAGCCUGAAGAUAGCACUUGUAACAUCAGCCUUUAUGUUAGUCAUAGUCUCAUUUCUUAUAGCUUUGAUAUAUUGGUUUGAAGUUUACUGCAAUUCUUAUACACAUGGCACAUUAAUGGCUAAUCGAACUAACUAGAAAACUAGUCCUUAAUUUACAUUUAUAGUGUUGUUUUUCCCUGACUGGUAUCUUUUUCCCAGGGAAAAACGCUAUGAGUGAGCGACAAUUUAAAAAUUAGUUAUGUCAAGAAAUAAAGAUUAACUACCAUUUUUCUAAUAUACAUUUUUUUUAUACGGUGUCAUUGUUGAAACUAGAUUUGAAGAAAGUGAUAACGUGAAGAAAUAAGUGUAAAUAUAGAUAAGCAAUAAAGUGAAGAAAAAAAUCAAAA